Molecule: messenger RNA, 982 nt
Organism: Aplysia californica (California sea hare)
Lineage: Eukaryota; Metazoa; Mollusca; Gastropoda; Aplysiida; Aplysiidae
Product: ras-related protein Rab-8A
Exons: 5
Coding region: 69-500 (143 amino acids)
Biological process (GO): regulation of exocytosis; protein secretion; protein localization to plasma membrane
Cellular component (GO): plasma membrane; endosome; synaptic vesicle
Molecular function (GO): GTPase activity; GTP binding
Source: RefSeq, a predicted model, not a curated record
CCCGGAAAUGACCCUCGAAACGUCAGCACCUCUUAUGCAAAUGAGGGUGUUUCCGCUGCUUUGCCAAGAUGGCGAAAACCUAUGACUACCUUUUCAAGCUAUUAUUGAUCGGCGAUUCAGCGGUCGGAAAAACUUGUAUACUCUUCAGAUUCUCAGAAGACGCUUUUAAUUCGACGUUCAUUUCAACAAUAGGCAUCGACUUCAAAAUCCGAACUGUUGAGUUGGACGGCAAGAAGAUCAAGCUACAAAUAUGUGGAUCGUUGUCCUGGACAGGGUUGACUCUGGCCAUCGAGCACGGCAUCAAGUUCAUGGAGACCAGCGCCAAGGCCAGCAUCAACGUGGAGGACGCCUUCUUCACGCUCGCCCGGGACAUCAAGUCCAAGAUGGACCGCAAAAUUGAUUCUUCCGGUCCGAGCAGCAAAGCCAGCGGUCACCAGCUGGCCAGCAAGGAUGGGGGUUCUCAGAAAAAGUCCUUCUUUCGGUCAUGUACUCUGCUCUGAUUGGUCAACGGCUGAUGUCUGUGCGUUUGUUUUGUUCGGGGGUGUGGCCGUUGUGUUGUGGGGGCGUGGUGGGAGUGUGGCACGAGAUCGAUGUGUGUGUGCGUGUGUGUGUGGUUGGUGAGCGGGGUUAAAGUUGGACUUGUGGCUGGCUGGCAGUCCUUCUCUCAAAGAUGAUAGAAGAACGCAAUCUUUUUGUAAAUUUUUUUCAGCCAUUUCGCCGAGACAAUUUUCAAGAAAUUUCAUUUCAAAGAAAUUUUAUUUCAUAUGAAAGGAAAGAACAAAAACAAACGUCCUGACUGGUAUGGGUUGGAGAUGUUUCUAAAUUCUCCCUGUGGCACGUACAAAGUUGCACAGGCUCAGUGCCAGUCCACAAGUGCCCAAGUCAUUUGAUUUUGGAAGUUUUGAGAAAUUCAAAGUUACAGAAAGCGGCCAAAUCAGAGCCCCGAUUCGGGAUCUCGUUAUUUUACUAUUAAAAAAAAAAA